AUGGCUUCAGAAAUACUAUCGUUACCAUUCGCGUUUGGUGCUAUUUUACUCUACACACUCUAUCGCAUCUUCUGUUACAUUCAGUUCCACUCAAAAUAUCGCUUUCCAAACCAUGUAUCCGGUCGGCUCCCACUCCUUGGUAACAUGCUACAGAUACCUAAACAUCCCUCUGACCAACGUCCUUAUUUUGCUAGUUUGGCAAGGAAGUAUGGAGAGAUGUUUACGCUUAAACUGGGAUCUCAGUACUGGGUUUUCCUCAACUCGCACCGAGUUGUAGGAGAGCUUCUCGACAAGCGAGGCGCCCUUUAUGUUUCACGGCCAAGUUUGCCAAUGGUUGGGGAUGUCGCUUCCGGCGGCAAACGAGUGGUCUUCCUACCAUACGGUGAGACCUGGAAAUGGCAAAGAAAAGUCAUUCAUGAGAUAUUGGGCCCUGCAGAGAAAUCCGUAUAUGGUCCGUUCCAAGACGUCGAAUCUCGGGCACUUCUUCAUGGGUAUCUUACCCAGCCCGACGACUGGCAUCUCAGCAAUGCACAAUACAGCAGUUCCGUCAUCAUGAGCAUGGUUUUUGGCCGGCGGACUACUCUGAACGAUGAGACUACGAGUAGAAUCGUCGCCGUUAACGAUGAGUUAACAAAGGCUUUCGAACCUGGAUCUAACCUCAUUGACGCCUUUCCAAUACUCGGGCAAAUACCAUUUGCAAAAAGCUUGCAGCCGUGGAGGUGGUGGGGCGAUAACUUAUACAAAACGGCUUUGAGAAAUUUCAACAGUGAAUUUGACCACCUUGUGGAGCGACAGAAGAGCGGAAAAGUUCCAAAGUGUUUCGCUUCCGAGUUUUUGAGGCUGGGUAGAGACAAAAACGUCAGCCAUGAAGACAUGGUAUUCCUCUUUGGCUCUCUGAUAGAAGCCGGCUCGGAUACAACACGCGUGUCAUUAAAUCAGCUUGCUGCUGCCGCAGCACUAUUCCCGGACUGGGUCGCGCGCGCGCGAGAGGACUUGGACAAGAUUUGCGGCUCGAAUGCCGAGCGGCUGCCUAAUGCUGAUGACGCCCCCGACUUACCGUAUAUCAAAGCAGCAGCCAAGGAAACUGUACGGUGGAAUCCAUCGUUCGGUGAAAUCGCGCACUCACUAACCAAAGAUGAUGAGUUCGAAGGCUAUCGAUUCCCCGCAGGCACAACAUUCUCGUGGAAUCAUUGGGGGAUCCACAAUGACCCCAGUGAAUAUCCAGAGCCCGAAAGAUUUUGGCCGGACCGAUUCCUCAACAAAGACAUUGAUAAGCCAAUUAAAGGUCAUUUAGGUUUUGGCACAGGCCGCCGAGUGUGUCCUGGAUGGCACGUGGCUAGUAAUAGCCUUUUCCUUGGUAUUGCACGCAUUGUGUAUUGUUUCGACUUUCAGACCGUUCCAGGAGAGCCUAUUCCUGUUGGGAAGCCGUUCUCCAUAGGGAUGAGUAAACCAUACCAGGUCAAGGUCGUAGUCAGGAGCCCAGCGCAUGCUGAGUUGAUCAAAAGGGAAUGUGCCUCGGCAGUUUAG
Messenger RNA from Ascochyta rabiei, 1527 nucleotides. RefSeq lists its product as uncharacterized. Gene Ontology annotation, molecular function: monooxygenase activity; heme binding; iron ion binding. The record is from RefSeq and is a predicted model, not a curated record. Lineage: Eukaryota; Fungi; Ascomycota; Dothideomycetes; Pleosporales; Didymellaceae. The transcript is spliced from 5 exons. The coding region runs from base 1 to 1527 and encodes 508 amino acids.